AUGCCGAAAACUUUGAUCCUAUUACAAACAAAAUCAGACUUUGAACAAGGGGAUGCACUGCUGGUCAUAACAGUGGUGCUAAGAGUGGGAGACAAGGAUGGUAGCAAAGUGACUACGGUAGUGGCAACUCCUGGACAAGGUCCGGACCGACCACAAGAAGUUAGCUACACAGACACCAAGGUGAUUGGAAAUGGAUCUUUUGGUGUUGUGUAUCAAGCCAAACUCUGUGAUUCAGGAGAGCUUGUGGCCAUCAAGAAAGUCCUGCAGGAUAAAAGAUUUAAGAACCGAGAGCUCCAGAUUAUGAGAAAGCUGGAUCAUUGUAACAUUGUCCGAUUGCGUUAUUUCUUCUACUCUAGUGGAGAGAAGAAAGAUGAGGUGUACCUCAACUUGGUGCUGGACUAUGUUCCUGAAACAGUAUACAGAGUUGCCAGACAUUAUAGUCGGGCCAAACAGACACUCCCUAUGAUUUAUGUCAAGUUGUACAUGUAUCAGCUGUUCCGGAGUUUAGCCUAUAUCCAUUCCUUUGGGAUCUGCCACCGGGAUAUAAAACCACAGAACCUCUUGCUGGACCCUGACACAGCUGUUCUAAAACUCUGUGACUUUGGAAGUGCAAAACAGCUGGUUCGUGGAGAACCUAAUGUCUCAUACAUCUGCUCUCGGUACUACAGGGCACCAGAGUUGAUCUUUGGAGCCACCGAUUAUACCUCCAGUAUAGAUGUGUGGUCAGCAGGCUGUGUAUUGGCUGAACUGUUACUAGGACAACCAAUCUUUCCAGGUGACAGUGGUGUGGAUCAGUUGGUGGAAAUAAUCAAGGUUCUGGGAACGCCCACAAGGGAGCAAAUUAGAGAAAUGAAUCCAAACUAUACUGAAUUCAAAUUCCCUCAGAUUAAGGCACAUCCAUGGACUAAGGUCUUCCGGCCCCGCACUCCACCAGAAGCAAUUGCGCUAUGUAGCCGUCUGUUGGAGUACACCCCCACUGCCCGCCUGACUCCCCUGGAGGCCUGUGCGCAUUCUUUCUUCGAUGAACUACGGGACCCAAAUGUCAAGUUACCAAAUGGGCGAGAGAAACCUGCACUCUUCAAUUUCACCACUCAAGAACUGUCAAGUAACCCAUCUCUGGCUUCGAUCCUCAUCCCUGCUCAUGCCCGGAACCAAGCAGCUGCUUCAACCCCUACAAACGCUACAGCGGCCUCAGAUGUUAACGCAGGAGAACGAGUUCAGACCAAUAGUGUAGCUACAGCAUCAGCCUCCAACUCCACCUGAACCGGUACCAAGCAGCCAGCUGCACAGGAAAAAUCACCAGUAAUUUGAGUCUUGCUCAGCAACACUGGUCACAUUUGGAAAGAAAAUUAAAAAGAGGAAAAAAAAAAAAAAAACCAACAAACCAACCAACCUGUUCAUUUUAGUGUUCAAUUUUUUAUUAUUAUUGUUGUUCUUAUUUAACCUUGUAAAAUAUCUAUAAAUACAAACCAGUUUCAUUGUAUUCUCACUCUGCAGGGUGUCCGGGGCAGGGGACUAGGUGGGGGGAGGAGGGAAAGCGGAGCAAUACAACACACCAAUGUCUCUCCCCUCGACAAUCUCUUCAUGUUGGAAGUUUGCUGUUGUGUACUUCAGAACCAGGACUCUUGCCUCAUGCCCCCUUCCACAACAGAAAGAAGGAAAAAAAAAAAAAAAAAAAAAAACCAAA
Charadrius vociferus (killdeer) is the source of this 1687-nucleotide messenger RNA. It is a transcript of the gene GSK3B, whose product is annotated as glycogen synthase kinase 3 beta. The record is from RefSeq and is a predicted model, not a curated record. NCBI's taxonomy places the organism in Eukaryota, Metazoa, Chordata, Aves, Charadriiformes, Charadriidae. Gene Ontology annotation, molecular function: protein serine/threonine kinase activity; beta-catenin binding; ATP binding. Gene Ontology annotation, cellular component: axon; cytosol; nucleus. The transcript is spliced from 11 exons. The coding region runs from base 1 to 1263 and encodes 420 amino acids. Gene Ontology annotation, biological process: protein phosphorylation; regulation of neuron projection development; negative regulation of canonical Wnt signaling pathway.